Molecule: messenger RNA, 849 nt
Organism: Topomyia yanbarensis
Lineage: Eukaryota; Metazoa; Arthropoda; Insecta; Diptera; Culicidae
Product: trypsin 5G1-like
Exons: 1
Coding region: 7-783 (258 amino acids)
Biological process (GO): proteolysis
Molecular function (GO): serine-type endopeptidase activity
Source: RefSeq, a predicted model, not a curated record
GUCUCAAUGGCUCGAAUCGGCGUUUACUUAGUGCUGUGCACUUACAUGGUCGUGAGUAGCGGCACCCAGACCCUAGUUCAUUCUCGACGACCCUGGCUCAACUUCACCAGCAGCUGUCGUAUCGUGGGUGGAAGUGAAAUCGACAUUUCGAAAGUACCAUUCCAGGUUUCGAUGGGUUAUUGCGGUGGAUCAAUUAUCAGUGAGCGAUGGAUCCUAAGCGCAGCCCAUUGCGUUCAUAGGGUAGAAGAUAGGAGACUACAAGUUCGUGUGGGGUCCUCUCGACGUCACACCGGUGGCCAACUGAUCAAUGUUAAACGGGUCCUAAAGCAUCCUGAGUAUAACGAAGACACAACUGAUUAUGAUUUCGCCCUUCUGAAACUGGCGAAAGCAGUCGGUUUGAACGAGAAGUUCUACGCAGUUGAACUGCCAGAACAGGAUGAACCGAUUACGGAGGGAACGUGUCUGCAGGUUUCCGGUUGGGGCGAUACGCACAAUGCAGAAGAAUCACACGAGCUGCUGCGGGCAACUAAAGUACCAUUGGUCAGUCAGGAAGUGUGUAGAAAGGCUUAUACAUCAAUGAUCACCGAUCGGAUGCUUUGUGCCGGCUACCAGGAAGGUGGUAAGGACGCUUGUCAAGGCGAUUCCGGUGGUCCACUGGUCGAUGGUAGAAAGCAGAUCGGAGUUGUAUCUUGGGGCCAUGGAUGUGCCAGACCAGGUUUUCCAGGAGUGUACGCGCGGGUAGCCGCUGUCCGAAAUUGGAUUAAGAAAAACAGUGGCGUGUAGUUCAAUGUUAGAAAUAGAGAUAGAAUUGUGACCUAUAUAUAGAAAUGACAAAACGUAAUAAAAUAC